UUAUUUUAUUUUUUAGAUUUUCAUAUGGAUCCUCAUUUUAUAGCAGGUUCAGAUACAUCAGCUUUUUGUCAUCGUAAAGAAAGUCUAGGUGAUGUAGGACCAUUUGGGGCAUUAAGUUCAAGUUGCGACUCGCCUCCCGCUUUGGUGGAAGAAGUAUUCAAGUUUUUGAAAACAUUACCAAAGAAUGAUUUUGUGAUUUAUACUGGCGAUUCUGCAAGACAUAAUCGAGACAAGAAAGAAAUCCCUCGUGAUUAUGAUGAAGCUCUUGAAACACAAAACAUCAUUGUUCGUCACUUUAUGGAGACGUUUGAUACAUCUACUACAAAGGUGGUUCCCGUUAUCGGUAACAAUGAUGUUGAAAAAAACAAUGAUUGUUCGGCUGAUGAUCCUGCUUACGAAGCUAUACAAAAAGUAUGGUCGCCUUUGAACUUGAAUAUUGAACAAGACUUUUAUCAUGGUGGAUAUUAUGCUCAAGAUCUAAUUCCUGGUAGAUUACGUGUCCUCAAUACAAACACCAUGUUAUUUAGUGCCAAGAAUAAACUAAACAAAAUCGAUUGUGAUGUUGAAGAUAGUCCUGGUUACAACCAUAUGGGUUGGCUUAAGUCUCAAUUGGACAACGCUCGUGGUCAACAGAUCAAAGUCUAUAUCUCAGCUCAUGUACCUCCCAACAGUAAACGUGAUCGUGUAUUUUACAAAGCAGCCUGUUACAAUAGAUACUAUCAACUUUUAGGUGAUUAUGCUGACGUGAUUUUGGGUCACUUUGCUGGGCAUUUCAAUAAUGAUGUCUUGACAGCGGUGGUCAAAGGCCCUGGUUUGGAUCAAUUUGAUGGUAAACCAUGCAACAUCACAUCACCCACACCACAAGCACUUGGUGUUUUGUUCAACGCUCCAUCUGUCAUUCCUCUCAACAAUCCAGGGAUUCGGGUUUAUGAAUAUGAAACAACAGGUGAAAGGGCGCCUAUUGGCACAAUUUUGACUUACAAACAAUAUUAUGCUGAUAUUCAAGAAGCCAAUUCCAAAGGUGUACUAACAUUCAAGUUGGAAUAUGAUGCUGCUCAACUGUAUGGCGUGGAACGAUUCGAUGCCGCUGGUAUGACUCAUAUUUUGGAAUCUCUAGCUGCCAAUCCUCAAGCUUUUGAAGAGUUCACUCGGGUCAAGAAUCCUUUACCUCCUCCACCUGAAGACGAUUAA
Molecule: messenger RNA, 1191 nt
Organism: Halteromyces radiatus
Lineage: Eukaryota; Fungi; Mucoromycota; Mucoromycetes; Mucorales; Cunninghamellaceae
Product: Metallo-dependent phosphatase-like protein
Exons: 7
Biological process (GO): polyphosphate catabolic process
Cellular component (GO): fungal-type vacuole
Molecular function (GO): endopolyphosphatase activity; exopolyphosphatase activity
Source: RefSeq, a predicted model, not a curated record